GCUCAAAUCAAAUUAUUCCCGAGAGCGGCAUAUGAGCAGCGUAUUGGAGCAACCAAGCGGUGUGGAUUGAGGGUUGCCCUGAUCUCACUGGUUCACCAUGGCUAAUAACAUAUCGAGAGGCCGAUUGCCGCCAUUGAUGAGAGAAGCGCUGGCUGAGUUUAUGGCAACAUUUAUCUUAGUGAUGCUCUUGACGCAUUCGACGGUGGUGUUCGUCAAGUGACAGGCCCCAACGCUACCGCAGGGGUCUUUGCAACGUAUCCAAAACCUUUCCUGACUACUGCAAAUGGAUUCGCUGAUCAGUUUUUUGGCACUGCUCUCCUUGUCAGCUGUAUAUUCGCUAUCCUUGACCGUAACAACAAUGCCCCCGACCAGGGGGUGGCACCGGUUAUGAUUGGUCUUGUCGUGUUUUUGAUUGGCACCACCUUUGGAUUUAACUGCGGUUACCCCAUCAACCCUGCGAGGGAUCUGGGACCAAGAAUUUUCACCGCAAUGGCCGGAUGGGGAUCUGAAGUGUUUACGGCAUAUAAUUAUUGGGCGUGGGUCCCAAUCAUAGCCUGUUCACUAGGGGGAGUACUGGGCGCCAUUGUCUACAUCACUACCAUCGAGUUUCAUCACUCAGCAUCGGGAGAGACAGAAUAUCCUUAUGAACCCAUUGUUACAGCGGCCGUCACAACAAUAAAGAAAUGAGCAACUGUAAAUCUAAACCACAAUGACUAAGCCAGAUGAUUUAUCUUAACGACUAACUUUAUGCAGGGCUCGACACUAACGGUCGGCUAACUAGCCACAGACCAGUGGUUGGCUGGUGGUUUUCGAUUUCCACAGGCCAGUUUGGCAA
This is a messenger RNA of Stylophora pistillata, 835 nucleotides long. Its product is annotated as aquaporin-3. NCBI's taxonomy places the organism in Eukaryota, Metazoa, Cnidaria, Anthozoa, Scleractinia, Pocilloporidae. The record is from RefSeq and is a predicted model, not a curated record. Gene Ontology annotation, molecular function: water channel activity; glycerol channel activity. Gene Ontology annotation, biological process: water transport; glycerol transmembrane transport. Gene Ontology annotation, cellular component: basolateral plasma membrane; plasma membrane.